Nicotiana tabacum (common tobacco) is the source of this 1276-nucleotide messenger RNA. The record is from RefSeq and is a predicted model, not a curated record. Lineage: Eukaryota; Viridiplantae; Streptophyta; Magnoliopsida; Solanales; Solanaceae.
AAUUCAGCCACAAAAAGUUUUCAGGAAUCACAUCCAGAAUGUAACUCUAGAGUUCCUGCAAUUUUGACAGCUCUGGAAAGGAUGAAACUGACUUCUAAGUUUCGAGGCUCAGAUAUUGUUGAAGUGCAGACUUUCAGACCCGCUACAAUAGAUGACAUAGCGAGUGUUCAUGCUGGGGCAUAUAUCUCAGGGCUUGAGAAGGCUAUGGAUCGGGCUUCAGAGAAAGGUCUAAUUUUCAUCGAAGGAUCUGGACCAACAUAUGCUACUGCCACAACAUUCCAGGAGUCAUUAUUUGCAGCUGGAGCUGGAAUUUCGUUGGUUGAUUCAGUGGUUGCAGCAUCAAAAGUUAGCAAGGAUCCUCCUGUCGGUUUUGCGCUAAUUCGGCCUCCUGGUCACCAUGCUGUUCCAAAGGGGCCCAUGGGCUUUUGUGUCUUUGGAAAUAUUGCUAUUGCUGCUCGUUAUGCUCAACGAAUGCAUGGAUUGAAGCGUGUUUUUAUCAUAGAUUUUGAUGUUCAUCAUGGAAAUGGAACCAAUGACGCCUUCUAUGAGGACCCCGAUAUUUUUUUCCUUUCAACUCACCAAGCUGGUAGUUAUCCUGGGACUGGCAAGAUAGAUCAAAUUGGUUGUGGAAGUGGUGAAGGAUCAACACUGAAUCUCCCUCUACCCGGAGGAUCAGGUGAUACAGCAAUGCGAAAGGUGUUUGAUGAAGUUAUUGUACCAUGUGCUCAAAGGUUCAAGCCAGAUAUAAUCCUUGUUUCAGCUGGGUAUGAUGCCCAUGUGUUGGAUCCACUUGCCAGCCUGCAGUUCACAACAGGAACAUAUUACAUGCUAGCCUCUAACAUUAAGCAACUUGCCAAAGAUUUAUGCGGAGGGCGUUGUGUGUUUUUCUUAGAAGGGGGUUAUAAUCUCAGUUCUCUGUCAAAUUCAGUUGCGGACUCGUUUCGUGCCUUUCUUGGGGAGCAGAGCCUGGCUGCAGAGCUAGAUGAUCCAGCCUAUUUGCACGAAGAACCAUUGAACAAGGUGAAGCAGGCAAUAGAAAAGGUGAAGCACAUACAUUCCUUUUGAAAGCUUAUAGUGACAGUUUUCUAGAAUUAGUACACAGCUUUGUAUAGGGUACCAGGAACUUUCUAAAUUUAAUAUACGUCAUUAUAUUAAACACCAUUUUUCCUGGUGUCAUACUUUACGGAGAAAAGCAGUUUGUACAUUAUUUUUAUUAUUUUUCUUAAUUGUUAAGAACAAGAUGAGGCAAUAAAAGUUGCUACUUUUCUUUUUUUUC